Messenger RNA from Rana temporaria (common frog), 5076 nucleotides. RefSeq names its product zinc finger protein 585A-like. Gene Ontology annotation, biological process: regulation of transcription by RNA polymerase II. The record is from RefSeq and is a predicted model, not a curated record. Gene Ontology annotation, cellular component: nucleus. Gene Ontology annotation, molecular function: RNA polymerase II cis-regulatory region sequence-specific DNA binding; DNA-binding transcription activator activity, RNA polymerase II-specific. The transcript has 3 exons. The coding region runs from base 141 to 3668 and encodes 1175 amino acids. NCBI's taxonomy places the organism in Eukaryota, Metazoa, Chordata, Amphibia, Anura, Ranidae.
GUGUGGUCCGCCCGGGAUGCCGUACUCAGUGUAGGGCAGUUCCGUCUCCCCCCCCGCCUCCCCGAGCAGCGGCGCUGUGGCCCCUCCCCCGUGUCUUCUGCCCCCACCGAUGUCCGGUCAGCCCGCAGCCAGGUUUCCAGAUGUCUAAACCGGAUGUUUUAUCGAUAAUGGAAAAUGUAGAUGAGCCGUUCGGUCAGGAAAACAAUCAAGCUAGAGCAAGUCGCGUGGAAAUUUCAGAAUGUUGGCCCAGUGGAAGGACAGAAGAACCAAGAUCAUUUGCUCCCCUUGUUGGAAAGAUACCUGAAGAACAAUCCACUUCACAAAACAAGCAAACCACACUUAUUGUGAAUGAAAUCGACAACCAAGACAACCAUUGGAGGGAGAAAACAGUCCAUCCAAUCAUUUCCCAUGAACCAGACAGAGGUUCAGUCGAAUAUAGUUUCCCGGCUGAACAAAGUUCACCGACAUCACUGCCUCUUAUGGAAAAGACAGGAAGCAGAGAAGAGGACAUCGUGGAGCAAGCAGCACAAGGUGCAAAAAUUACUGGAACAGGAGAGGAUGCAAGUGCACCACUGGUGCUUCAUGGGGUUUCUUCAAUGCCAAGCAAUUUUAGUAAGCCUGAAAAAGGAGAUGCGGUAGCUUCCAGGCCUCACGGAUGGUCUAACGUUGGCCAUCAAAGCAAGACCAUGGAGACAGGUAGAAGAAAAGAUAAUGAACCAGCAGAACAGCCAAACCAGAGAUUCUGGGGUCUCUUUCAGUGCUCCUUCUGCAAUUUUGUUUUUCAAGAUCUUUCUGAACUUCUUCAACACCAAGAAACCCAUAAUCAGGAGAAGUUCCAGGGCAUUGGAAAUGAAGUGUCCCGCCCGGAUUCUCAGCAACAACAGCCUGUGUUGGAGUGGAGAAGGUACCGCUGCAUAGUGUGCGAUAAGACUUUCUGCAAACAGUCCUCGCUGGUCACACACUUACGUAUACAUACUGGCGAGAAACCAUUUUCUUGUCACGUUUGUAGAAGAAAAUUUAACCAGCGUACAAGCCUCACUGUCCAUUUACGCACCCAUACAGGGGAGGCACCAUUUCCCUGUAACAGGUGUAACAGAAGUUUUCGACAACAGUCCAAUCUCACCCACCACAUGAAGAGUCAUCAGAGAACUGAAGAUAUUGAUGGAGCUGAGUGGAGCGAAGAGAACACAGCUCCCGGUAUUCCAUUCAUGUAUUUGAUAUCUGAAGCAGAUGACAGUAACAGCGAAGUAUGGGGCGGCAAGGUUCCCUUUAUUAAGAACGAUAAGGGAGAAGAUUCUGGUUCUUGUAAAAGGCCAUAUGUUUGCGGCCAUUGUUUCAAACGAUUUACGCAUCAGUCCAACCUCCUGGUCCACCAACGCAUUCACACAGGAGACCGAUCUUACCGCUGCCAAGAAUGUGGCAAACAUUUUACUCGUAGAACCAGCUUGAUGGUGCAUCUCCGGGGCCAUACAGGAGAGAUGCCUUAUUCCUGUGUACAGUGCGGAAAAAGUUUUCGCCAACAGUCGAACCUCCUCUACCAUAUGAAAAGUCAUGUGAUGUCAAUUGAGCCCAAAGUGGACACCUCUGCAGAACAUGAACAACAUGGGAAGCUCUCUGGGCAGCUAAUAGGGCCAUCUGGACAGUAUGUCGAUCGAGAGAAUCCACAAUUAUUAAAUACUAGUGGGGAGAGAGUUGAAGAAGGCCAAUUGAGAGCUUUUCAGUGUACCCACUGUGCUAAAUGGUUCCCGAGUUCACACAGCCUUCUGUUGCACCAAAAACUUCAUGUGGAACAACCUAGCGCUGCCAUGCAUCGUAGAGAAAUACAGGUCCCAUGUCCUAUUAAUAGGAGCCUUCCACAUAAUUACACUGAAAACUUGCUGUUACCUCGCCAAGAGCAUGAGAGCUAUCCAUCACAUUUCAAGCUAUCUCCUCGAGCAGAAAGCAACUGUGUUGUGGGGACAUUGAACAGUCUAGAAUCAAACCUUAUUCCCCAAACUGGACAUAGCUCUAGUUUCCAGAGAGUCGCGAGUCACAGUUCAGAGGGAACAUCUGGUAAAGGUCCUUACCAUGUUCUAGGAAGAGGAAGACCAAGGAAAAUCACCUUGCUAGGACAGGGCCAUGGCCAGAUGGGAGCAUUUUUGGGUGGGAAAGCAGUACACAGGUGUUGGAAGUGCCCUCGUUAUUUUAACAACAAGUCAAAUUUAAUUGUUCACUUGCGUAUUCAUACUGGGGAAAAACCUUUUCAGUGUUGGCUCUGCGAGAAGAGAUUUAGACAGCAGUCAAAUCUGAUUCAGCACCUCAAGAAUCACGAAGAUGUUCUUGGAGACGAUCUUAUACCACGUCCAAGGAAAAUCUUAAAUAAGGACCAGCCAAAUGGAAAAAAUGUUCAGGGUUUAGGCUUGCUUCAGGCCUCAGGCUCCCCUCAGCCUCAUUUGGGUUUCCUUCCUUUCGAUAGAAACCCCAUGCAUCACAACGGUCAGCUCUACGAGGCCCCUCAAACAAUACACCUAGGUGAUAUAGCGUCUAGUACAGAGUGUAUAUCUAACAAUUUAGAUGGCAGUAACUCACCAACAUCACCUGAAAGGAUAUACAAAUGCAGCAGCUGCUUUAAAACAUUUAAUCACAAAUCCAAUCUUUUGGUCCAUGAGCGUAUCCACUCAGGAGAUAAGACUUACCGUUGCCUGGAGUGUGGCAAGCACUUUAGCCAGCGCACCAGCCUGAUGGUACAUUUAAGAACUCAUACAGGUGAAAUGCCGUACUCUUGCCUUCAAUGUCGGAGACGUUUUCGUCAGCAGUCUAAUUUGCUUUAUCAUAUAAAGACAAACACAGUUCAAGGGCAGCUGAAUUGCACACCAGAAAAUCUGCCAGGUUCCCCAAUAAUUCCUAGGCUAGAGCCGGUGGUUGAAGCUAGUAUGAGUUCCAACAUGGAGGCUUCCCCUGGGCCUCCACCUUCCUGGGUGCAUUUGGAAGCCAGUCCUAAAAAUGAUGCCACAUCAUUAGAGAUCGGAAAAGCAGAGUACAACUGUCCUGCUUGUGACAAAGUUUUUACUCAUCAAUCAAACCUCCUAGUUCACCAGAGGAUCCAUUCCGGAGAGCGUACGUACCACUGCCACGAGUGCAACCGCCAGUUCAGUCAGCGUACCAGCCUAAUGAUCCACUUGCGUACCCAUACUGGGGAAAUGCCCUAUUCUUGCCAGUGUUGUGGAAAACGGUUUCGCCAGCAGUCGAACCUUUUGUAUCAUUUGAAAAGCCACGUAGGGCAGGGCAUUUCCAUUGAUGCUGAUCAAACUGCAGAGUAUGCAGUGCCCAGGGCAAGAGGCCGUCCCCGUAAAACCGACUUGAGUGACACAACAAGAGAAAAAGGAGUUGCACCCCGUGGCAAGCGUACAUACAAGUGCACAGAAUGCCCCAGGCGCUAUAACCUUAUGUCUAAUCUGGUUGCUCACCAGAAGUCACAUGACCUACAGCCUUUGUACAGCUGCUUGGAAUGUGGAGACAGCUUCCUCCAUCAGGGUUAUCUUUCUGUCCACAAGAAGCAGCACUCCAAGGUUAGCACUCCUCAUCAAGGAGUGCAGUUCUGCUGGAGACCAAACCAUGAGUUAAUGGAUGCUCGAAGCCCAGGUACAGAGCCCGAGAGAAGUUCUGUAUAUACACAGCAGGAAAAGUAGUGACAAACAAGAUCUGCCACACAUAUAGUAGGGCCAAACAACGUGGCAAAAGAGCAAUACUUGACCAGUAGUAGACCUUUCAAAUUUGUGUUUCCGAAGAUGCUACCUUAGGAAAUGUGCUUUUCAGGUAGUAACCGAACAAUCCGGUUGAUGUCACUGUUAGCCAACAUAGGCUAUAUAUGUGUUCUAUUACAAUGGUGAUGGACAAUAUUACUGUAGAAAGAGUAAGAAUUCUCUGAAAAGAGGUGGCCCAAUACAAAAAACUGUAAAGGACCGCCUGUUCUUUAAUUUUUUUUAAGCUGUUGCCAUGAAUAGUUUGGCCCUAAGUAUGCAGAUAAGCUGAGAAAGACCUCAACCCAAAACCAUUUUUUAGGUUUUGAGCGCACACUACCAAUAACAGAAAUUAAGUAGAGUGAUGCCUCUGCUAUCUCGGUUUUGAAGCUUCUCUAAUGAUCAGCUGAUGCAGUAUGCUACAUGAUUCGGUAUCAAGCCCACUGAUCUUGAAGGGCUUGACACCAGCUGAUCAUGGGGCAACUUCAGCACAUUGUCGCUGAGAAAUUCAGGCAGCAGAGGUUAAUUUUUUUCACAAUUUCAUGGAUUCCAUGGUGGGUCUGUUUUGGAACAUUGGGAUAGAGUCCAAAAUGGUGUUAUAAAAUGAGAAGCACUUUUGUGUUUUUUUUUUAGCUCUUGCCUAAAGGAACGCCUGCACAGAAUGGAACUAAUAAGCAUUUGGAUGGCUGAUAAAAGUGAAUGUAGUGUUUGUCCUUGAUUUGGCAGCCAUUUUGUAUGCUGCCCCAGCAGAGAUCGCAGCCAGAGAACCAGUCAUCCGCAAAAUAAAGAAAUGAAUGAAAUUAGAAUCUAGCAAGAUCGCUAGUUCCUAAUCCAUUGGACUUUGUGCUGGAUGGAUGAACAAUUGCCUCAUGCCACACUAUAGCUACGUUGUUGCUACUUAGGUGCCACAAAGCUUAAAGGGAUUCUCUACUUUAAAAAUGAAUCUGUACUUUAUACUGAAGAGAUCCCCAUCCUGGCACCACCCUUCGUAAGUAAUAACACAGAUCCUUCUCUUAUAGUGAUCAUAGAGGUCCAUGAUAUCAGUAUGGUUUGGCGGUAGUAUGGGGGCAUUGUCGGCAGGUGGUGUUUUAGGUGCAAUCCAAGAGUGCAGGUUCUAAUCCAGGAAAAACCAGGCCUGUGUGAGAAGCAAAGGCUUCUCUGCAUGGUGUGGCCUUCUGCAGGGGUCAAGUUUAGCCAAACUUGGAGGAUUUCUUUAAUCUUUGGCAACAGUUUGUGUAACUCCUAAUGUCAACUGUUAUAUUGAGUCUAUAGACUGAAAAUGACUUCAAAGUGGUAUUUAUUUUUAUAAUACUCUGUGUUUGUUUUAUGCUAAUGACCAUAUAACUAUUUAUUCUUU